AUAUACAGUAAUUCCUUUGCUUUUAACAGGUUGUGCUAAGGUGAUUCCCAGCGUCAUGAUCAAUUUGUUACGACAUGUUUACCUGUCGGGGCUCGUUGUGAGGUUAUUGUAUACUGGACUUUAUAUUCCUCUGACCCACAAAUUCAGCGUAGCAGAACUAGACUAGAGCCUAUCUUACAUAGUGGACUGUUUUUAUUUACCUGCAGAGUGACGGAAACGUAAUAAACACGCCUGGUUGGCAAGGUGCUUAGAAUCCACGGGUGAAUGAACGACAGCGUCGUCCGUGUCAGUGUUUCGCCAACGGUCUCGGCGGGUAUACGGGCGGAGCGAGACACAUCACAUCAGACUGGUUUGUUAGGGCCACACCUACUCCCGACCCAACGUUAAACUACUUCCUUCUCCAGCCAUAUCACCACCUUACUAUCAUACUUCGUUCAUCAUACCGGCCACUUCCAGUGUAGCAGACAGCGGACCUGGGCGAGAACAUGGGAGCAAUGAACAAACUGUGCCGUGUAGCAUCUACCGCACCUGGAGAGAGGGAUGUCAACCAGAAUGAAGAGACACCUCCUCAGAAAGUUCUGCACGAAACGUUUGAAGAGACGCCGCUGACAGUAGCUUUGCUGACCUACAUGAGCUAUUUGAUCCUGGUGAUUGUGGGCCAUAUUCACGAUUUCUUGAGAAAGUACGGACUGGAGAGAGAUCGUUCAUGUCACGAGCAGCACUUGAAGGACUUUGUGCCGCUUUACCAGAGUUGGGAAAGUUUUUAUACACGCAAUCUUUACCACCGAGUUUGUGAUUGUUGGAAUCGUCCAAUCACAAGUGCUGCUGGGGUUCACAUAAAAGUGGUAGAUAGAAAAAUGGAAGAUAAUGGCUGGACAUUGAAACACACCAAUAAACAAAUUGAUGCCAUUAACUUUGGUUCCUACAACUACCUUGGUUUUGCUGAGAAUCAUGGUCCAUGUUCUACUGCUGUAGAACGAAGCCUCCCAGAGUUUGGGGUGUCGAACGGUGCUAGCAGACAGGAAAUGGGUUAUCAGAAGAUUCACCGCGAGCUGGACAACUUGACGGCGCGAUUUCUGGGCGUGGAGGCUGCUAUCACCUUCCCUAUGGGAUUCGCCACUAACUCCAUGAACAUCCCUUGUCUAGUACAGAAGGGUUGCUUGAUUGUAAGUGAUGAACUAAAUCAUUCCUCUUUGGUUUUGGGUGCCAGAUUAUCAGGGGCAUCAAUAAGAGUAUUCAAACAUAAUGACAUGACUGAUCUGGAGAACGUUUUGAAAACAUCCAUCUCACAAGGUCAACCCAGAUCGUAUCGCCCAUGGAAGAAAAUCUUGAUUGUUGUUGAAGGCGUUUACAGCAUGGAGGGCUCUGUUGUGCGUCUGGAUGAAGUGAUUCGGCUGAAGACCAAGUACAAGGCUUACCUCUAUCUAGAUGAGGCACACAGUGUUGGAGCCAUGGGACCCCGAGGACGUGGUGUGGUCGAUUACUUCGGGGCUGACCCUAAUGAUGUGGAUAUCCUGAUGGGGACAUUCACAAAAAGUUUUGGAGCUGCAGGGGGCUAUAUUGCCGGGUCAAAGGGUCUAAUUGAUUACCUGAGACUUCACUCGCACAAUGUGAUCUACUCGCCGGUAAUGGCGGCACCUAUCGCUCAGCAAAUCAUCAGCUCCAUGAGUAUCAUUAUGGGAGAAGACGGCACACAAGAAGGUGAACGGCGUAUCGCUCGGCUAAAGUGGAACACCAGCUACUUCCGGAAUCGGCUCAGAGAGAUGGGAUUUAUCAUCUACGGCAACGAAGACUCCCCAGUGGUGCCUCUCAUGCUCUUCAUGCCUAGCAAAAUUGCGGCAUUUGGCCGUUGUACUUUAGAACGUGGCUUAGCAGCUGUGGUUGUGGGAUUCCCCGCUACUCCUAUCAUCGAAUCGCGUGCUCGAUUCUGUCUGUCAGCAUCUCACAACAAGGAGACUCUGGAUAAGGCCCUGCACAUCAUUGAUGAAGUUGGGGAUCUGCUUCAACUCAAAUACUCCAGAUAUUGUUUGAAAGACUCCCCCAAACUCACCUUUACAUAGACCCUCGAGUGUUGAUGUGGCCAUUGUUAAGAUGAGAAACAUCCAAAUAACUAUGAUAUUCACGUGAUGUACGAGAUAUUCACCUGAUGUACGCGAUAUUCACCUGAUGUACGCGAUAUUCACCUGAUGUACGCGAUAUUCACCUGAUGUACGCGAUAUUCACCUGAUGUACGCGAUAUUCAGUAUAGUCUUUAGAUCUGACACAAGAUAAUCUCUGAAUUUCUUUGGCCGCUACAUCAGUGGAUGCCGACUGCUGAAAGCGAAUCAAAGCUAUCACAUUGUUUAAAAAACUGUCAUUUUUUCUUAUUACCUUGAAGUAUUUUCUGAUAGACAUUUGUCGGACCGCUUAUUAAUGAACCGAAUGUGCAUAUGAAAAGUAUUAUGUCAUGUAUUAUCAAAGCAUUCCACAGCUCAUACGUGUGUUUAUGAAUUAACACAUCAUGGUGUAUACUUUCUCGUGUGAAGCAUUCUGUCAGCUUUUGUUGCAAAAAUCAGACAGAAAAUGUUUUAUCUUGUCGUUCUCAUGUAUUAUCCAUUACUGAGAAUAUUGAUUUCCUUAAGUGUUACAUGCAUAAGCUUGAUUUCCUUAAGUAUUGCAUGCAUAAGCUAAUGUUGCAGCACUCUGAAUCUUGUUUUAUGUGACGUGAUCUUGUUUUGUUAAAAGUAACAGCUUUGCGUUUUCACGAUGUGCUAUUUUUUGAAAACGAUACAAGGUUUAUUGUUUUACUUUCUUUUAUGCUUUGCACUUUAGCCAGUUUAUAGGCAGCCUUUACUUCAUUGUAUUUAUUGACUGUCUGGAGAUUACAGCUGGGAUAGUGAAAAUAAUUUUUAAUAUAUUGUGAUUAAAUAGUUAUGCAUAGGGGCACGUGGCACAGAAGGUUUGUAGGUCUCGUGAUGUGGAUUAGCUUGGGUGAUCUAUGAUAUCCUGCAGUACCUCUAUAGUUUGCGAUUGUCUAUUUGCUGUAGAGUUAUCAGUACUGCCAGGAUGGAGACACUUAAUCCCGUUCUAAUACUGCUCAUUCCAUGGGUAUUUACCGGCUUUUGGCUAGGCUAAUGAAUUGUCCAGUUAUAUACCCACAGUUUGUGGUUUUCAAAACUGUGAUGGUUUACGGUAAGGAGGCCCCUGUCGAAGUCGUUCUCGUGCCACGUUUAUUUUACCAGUACUUCCAGGCUAUUUUCUCAAGAACUACCUAUCUGGUAUCUGGUAAGCUGUCAAUAGCCUGUCCUUUUUCAUAAUCUUUACCAGUAUGCAACUUUCUGGUACGUUUACUCACUGUUCAAUGCAAAAUGCCUUUUAUUAUCAAUUUUGUUGAGAAGACAAGUAAUACAAAUUUUAUCAUUUCUUGCUCCCUUUUAUCUACAAUAAAUUUUACUUUUACAGGA
Liolophura sinensis is the source of this 3443-nucleotide messenger RNA. RefSeq names its product serine palmitoyltransferase 2-like. Gene Ontology annotation, molecular function: serine C-palmitoyltransferase activity; pyridoxal phosphate binding. The record is from RefSeq and is a predicted model, not a curated record. The coding region runs from base 486 to 2060 and encodes 524 amino acids. Gene Ontology annotation, biological process: sphingosine biosynthetic process; ceramide biosynthetic process. Gene Ontology annotation, cellular component: serine palmitoyltransferase complex. Lineage: Eukaryota; Metazoa; Mollusca; Polyplacophora; Chitonida; Chitonidae. The transcript is spliced from 12 exons.